AUGUCGCAGAUCCUGUUCUGCAAGAGUAAGGUCUUUAUUCACCCCACCUCUAAUAGAAGCGACCAAUUACCGGGGUUUUUGUUGGUAAUAAAAGAAAGUCAACAUACUCAAACGCAGGAUGCAAAACUCUCAUGGAUACCAGAGAAUGAUUUGGAAUCCAGCUUUGUGAAAACAUUGUUGAAUGUGGAAUCGAAACUAUUAACUGCUCACUCGGUUAGAUCGCCUCAUGAUUUUACUGUUGAUUCAAUAUAUUCAUCGUGGUCUUUCACUAUCAGUAUUUCUGCGAUAUACUCAAUACAGUUCAAACCACCACAUCCAAAUGGGUAUUGGUUUGGAUCCUGCAUCAUUAAUUGUAAGAAUGGUAUGAAUGAAGAUAUCCCUGUCUUAUUCUUCCAUGACGACAUAUGUACAUCAACAAUCGCGAAAAGAAAGAAAAUGAGUAAAGAAUUCGAUCCAUUUUCCAAUGAAGGGGACAUUUAUUGGGGCGGUGAUGAUUUGAGAACUUGCUUACAAUCUUUGGUUGAUUUACAAAAAGUAGAUUCAUCACAAUGCAUAUAUCUCGUCAAUGCAUCUCUAGACGAUUUGCGCAAUUUUUCGUUGAACAAUUUCCAAAGACCUCAAUCCGGUUCAUCUUCCAAAGAUGAUGGUAAUAUAUGGGACAGCCUUGAAGCAACGAGAUGGUCAAUUAUGUCCAAAUUUGCGGACGCAACAACGACGGCAUCUAAUCUAUUCGGAAAACUAGUAAAGAAACAUCCAAUAGUUCAAAUGAUUGACAAGCACAGUGACAAUGUGUACGUUAAACAAUUGAUGAAAAAUCCAAGGGUCGUAGAAGUCCAAGAUGAAUUUGAUAGUGCCAAAAUAUAUCUAGCAAAAUGGGCAAUGGGUGUGAAACAAGAGGCUGAGCGUUAUCAAAAGGAACACUAUUUGGAUGACACGUAUAAGAGAAUUUUGAGAAAUGAAUUAGGAAUUUCAAACGAUGUGGAAAUAUCACCCGAGGAAUUGAAUAUAGCUGUACAGAGGUCAUUUCCCUUAACGAAGCAGAAAUGGGACUCUUUGUUUGACUCGCAAGGUAGGCUUUCUAUAACUGUGCAUGAGGUCAAAGAUUUUAUCUUCCAUGGCGGGGUCGAAAAUGACGCAUUGAGAAGCGAAGUGUGGCUAUUUCUUUUGGGAGUUUAUCCUUGGGACUCUUCUUUACAAGAGCGUAAAGAGCUAAAGCAGGCCAUGGAGGAGGAUUACAAUGCAAAUUACAAGUCGAAAUGGAUUUACAGAGAUGUGCUUGAUGAUUCAGAAGAAGAAGAAUAUUGGAAAGACCAAGUAUUCCGAAUUUCGAAAGAUGUGCUUAGAAAUGAUCGUGAUAUUCCUCUAUAUAGGCACAAUACUAAAGAUGGAAAGGAAGAUGGUGCUAAAAAUGAAGAAGCACCAAAUAAAGGAGACCAGGAAGAAGAGUGGGAAAUCAAAAACCCUCAUCUCCAAGCCUUGAAAAAUAUUCUCAUUAGCUACAAUAUCUACAAUCCAAAUCUUGGAUAUGUUCAGGGAAUGACCGAUUUACUCUCUCUGAUAUACUUUGUACUUCAAGAUGAGGCACUUUCCUUCUGGUGUUUUGUCAAUUUCAUGAAUAGGAUGGAAAGAAAUUUUUUGAGAGAUCAAUCUGGUAUCAGAGAUCAAAUGCUAACUCUUGUUGACCUUUGUCAGUUUAUGUUACCAAAGUUUGCGGAACAUUUGAAAAAGUGCGAAUCAGCUGAUCUAUUUUUCUGUUUCAGAAUGUUACUCGUAUGGUUCAAAAGAGAGUUUGAGUUUAGUGAUGUUUGUAAAAUAUGGGAAAUAUUUUGGACUGAUUAUUACAGUUCACAGUUCCAACUUUUCUUCAUGUUGGCAAUAUUACAAAAACACAGCGAUGUCGUCGUUUCUCAAUUAACAGAGUUUGACGACGUGUUAAAAUAUUUCAAUGAUUUGAGAAACAGCAUGGAUUGGUCUGAUAUCAUGAUAAGAAGCGAACUUCUUUUUAUAAAGUUUCAGAAAAUGAUUGAAGUUCUCGAAAGAGAGGAAGAACUAAUAAGCAAGAGGACUACAAGUACAGGGUAUAAUGGACAUGAAAUACCGCUCACGAGCGAAGCGGAAGAUCCCCCGUUACAUCAUCCAUCGCUUAUAAGUGAAAAUUUGAAAGAAUUAUUAUCAAAAGAACUUGUGAUACAAAAGGAAGGGCCCCGCAGCAAGGACUCAAUAAAAUAG
Kluyveromyces lactis is the source of this 2229-nucleotide messenger RNA. RefSeq names its product GTPase-activating protein GYP7 (gene GYP7). The record is from RefSeq and is a predicted model, not a curated record. Gene Ontology annotation, molecular function: GTPase activator activity. Bases 1 to 2229 code for a protein of 742 amino acids. Gene Ontology annotation, biological process: activation of GTPase activity. NCBI's taxonomy places the organism in Eukaryota, Fungi, Ascomycota, Saccharomycetes, Saccharomycetales, Saccharomycetaceae. The transcript has a single exon.